Daphnia pulex (common water flea) is the source of this 3329-nucleotide messenger RNA. RefSeq names its product receptor-type tyrosine-protein phosphatase mu-like (gene Ptp36E). The record is from RefSeq and is a predicted model, not a curated record. Bases 404 to 2707 code for a protein of 767 amino acids. The transcript is spliced from 19 exons. Gene Ontology annotation, biological process: protein dephosphorylation. Gene Ontology annotation, molecular function: protein tyrosine phosphatase activity. Lineage: Eukaryota; Metazoa; Arthropoda; Branchiopoda; Diplostraca; Daphniidae.
GUUAUUCAACGCCUUCUGGUUUCUUUCCGUUUUGGCCCAGGAUGCUGGACGGACGGACCAGACCGGCAAGAAGAGAGCGUGCGUGCUCUGCUUAACUAAUCUCCGGACAGGGUGAGAAGUUGACGACGGACAAGAGGCGUGUAUACAAGAAGAUGGACCAGUCACGUCUAUAUCGGUACUGCUGCUAUACAAGAGUGAGUGAGUAGGAGGGGGCCAAUUCAACCAGAGCGCAGCAAAGACUCGAGGUGCAAACAUUCGUCUCCGCUAUAUGACGACGCCAAAUGCUGGAAUUUAUAACAUCCCCGGCAUCAGUAGAGAAUUAUAACCUCUUGGUGUGCAUGGGUGUCGGAUCGGAUGCAGCAGCGACAUAGGCCAGCCAUUCGUCCGGCGACCUCCUAAGGAAAUGGAGUCGUCCGUCAUCAUCGGCGACCAGCAUGUGAACAACGCCACCACCAGUGCUGCUGUUGUUGCUGCUGCUCAAUCGUUUCUGGUCAAUCAGACGGCCGGUAUUUUGUUCUUCGCCGUGCAACAGGAUCAAAGUGCAUCAGCCAAUGAUAUGGUUUUACGGACAUCGGCCACUAUUAACGUCGUGCCCGCCCAGCAGCAGCAGCACGCCCGUUGUUGCAAACUGACUGAAGGUGUUUACACCAUCAUGGGAUGCAUUUCCGUCACCCUCUUCUUCCUCGGAGUGGCCACCAUCAAAUUUCUCGGCAAGAAAUAUUCAACUCCCCGGGCCGCCCGCAAACACCGUCGACUAUUGAGGAAAUACCAAAUAGCCGAAGAAGGAAACGCCAUGGCGGCCAUUGCCGAUAAACCGGUUGACGUGGCUAAUUUCGUCAAACAUUGCGAGCAGAGGAGGAAGUAUCCCGUCCUUCUUCGUGUCGAAUUUCAAACGGCGUGCAAAGUGGAAGGUCAUUCGACUCGACACGGAUCCAAGCCGGAAAACAGACCAAAGAACCAAAAUCAGAAAAUCAUUCCCUAUGACUACAACCGCGUUGUGCUCGACCUACAACCUGGAAUUCCAGACUCGGAUUACGUCAACGGUAGCUAUGUCGAUAGUAUACUCAAACCAAAUGCCUAUGUGGUGACUCAGGGACCCAACGAGAGGACCGUUUCCGAUUUUUGGCGUCUCGUCUGGCAAUCCAAUGCCAGUUGCAUCGUCAUGCUCACCAAGACUUUUGACUUUAUCAAAGUCAUGUGCGUGCAGUAUUGGCCGGCUUCCAAAGGCAAAGUGGAGGUCUACGACGGCAUCACCGUGAGCUACAAUCACGAAGAGCAGCUAGCGAAUUUCGUCAUCCGCAAUUUCAAAAUCACUAAAGAAGGACCCAAAGGAAAAGAGGAGAGGGCUUUGCUCCAGUUUCACUAUACGGAAUGGCACUCUCACACUUGCCCUUAUUCCAACAACAUCGUGGAAUUCCGGCGACGAGUGCGGGCCGCCCUGCUCACCACCACUUCCAUUACUCAUACCACAGGGCCCAUGAUCGUUCACUGCAAUGACGGAGGUGGCAGGUCUGGCGUGUUUAUGGCCAUCGACGCAAACAUGGAACUCGUCGAGGAAGACGGUCUCAUCGACAUUUUCGGCUACAUGAAGAAACUCCGACAGGCACGACGUGGCCUGGUGGAAACUUUGGAGCAAUUCAAAUUCAUUUACGACACGUUGGAGGAGAGCAUCACCUGCGGAUGGUCGUGGUUUCCCGUCUCCGAGUUGACGACUCGCCUCAAACAAAAGUCGAUCAAACAUCCAGUCACGAAACUCAACGAGUACCAGAAGGAAUACGCCCAAAUCUGUAAACUGACGCCGCGUUUCACCAUUGGCGAUUGCGCUGGAGGACAUCGGUCCGACAACCGACACAAAAAUCGCGAUGUUCUCAUCAUACCACCGGACAAUUUCCGGCCCUAUUUGACUUCCUUCCAGGGAAACAGUUUCACCGACUACAUCAACGCCGUCUUCAUUGACGGUUACACUCGUCCGCGUGAGUACAUCGUCACGGAAUGGCCCCUACCGCACACACUGGGCGAUCUUUGGUCUCUCGUCUACGACUACGAUUGCAGCGCCGUGGUCGUUCUCACAAGUCCGCCGCCCAGUUCAAGUUAUCCGGCAUUUUGGCCCGACGGCCGUCGUUCCGUCAAGUACGGCCCCGUUUUCACAGUCGAUCACGUUUCCCACAAUCAUUACCCAAACAUCAAAAGUUGGAUCUUUCGGAUCAACAAAAAGGAUAUUGCACCUCAUCGACGGACAUUGGUGACUAUUGUUAACGAGACCAGAAAGAUGAUCAAACAUUAUAAUAGGGAUGAAAACCAGGAGAUUGUUUCACUGACAGAGUUGAUGGCCGGAGUGAAGGCAAUGCCAAAAACCUGUCAGUUGUUCCAGUUGAUGUGCUGGCCUGAGGGACACAAAGUCCCCACUUCCACCAAUGCCCUAGUCGAAUUAAUGAACAUGGUGGAGCGAUGGAGACAGCGCACUGAUUACGGGCCUGUAGUUGUUAUUUCCUCAGACGGGACAUCGCGCGUUGGAGUUUAUUUCGCUGCCAACGCUUGCAUCGAGCAAGUCAUUCAACACGGAGAAGUGGACGUUUUCCAGGCCGUCAAAAACGUCCGAAGACACCGACCCCAACUCGUUGAAAACUUGACGGAAUUCAAGUACUGCUAUGACCUGGUUCUUCACUACGUCCUUCACUACUUACACCGCGAUGGCUCCAAAAAGUGAAAGAUUCUAAAAAUGAAAAAGCUUUGCCAUCGUUGAGUGCGUCUCCACUCGUUACUUUAUAUACUGAAUCGGACACGCUGUGCAGUAUAAAUCAGCCACUCAAGUCUUCCUUACAUUUGAACGUUUUUUUUUUGGAUGAUUGUAAACUUUGAUUUCGAUACGAGAAAAUUCAAUAAAUAUAGAGCUCUAUUAUAUUAGGUUGUCGUGGAUACCUGUGAUCCUUGGCAACUUUGGAAUUGAAAAGUUCAUCUCCCGUACAUCGCGGGAGAUUUUCUCCAAAACAUAUCUUUCGUUUUUCCCCCUUUGAUCUUAUAUGUGUGUUGCUCUCUAGAGGGUUUUAGUAUUUUUGUUGACAUACGAUCGAUCAAUAAGUAGGGCGCCAACCAACCACAACCGUGGGGGCAGCCAAAAGAUCAAAAAUGACUCCGCCCUGAAAAGCUUUGUGAACAUUAGUAACCCGGUGACGUGAACGUUGAGGAAAAGACGGUGACACUAUCAUUGUUUGUAAUAUAUAUUUUGUAAACCUAUCACGAAAUGCAUGGGAUAUCAUAUUCAAUAAAUAGAGCUUAAUUAUUCUUUUGCCAAUGUAAUUCAACCAAAUAUAAUACGACUGUAGUUUCAA